Molecule: messenger RNA, 3293 nt
Organism: Cyanistes caeruleus (blue tit)
Lineage: Eukaryota; Metazoa; Chordata; Aves; Passeriformes; Paridae
Source: RefSeq, a predicted model, not a curated record
UGCUAUGAUCUUCCUUGUUCAGGCAUGGAAUAACCAAAAGAUCUAUUUUUUUUAUAUAAGUGAACCUGAGAAGCCUGUCAGGUUUUCUACAGUAAGGUUAAAGGAGGGUGCAUUCAGUGGCCUCUGUUGUAAAUGUUUUCAGACUGAGGUUUGGGAAUUGCAAGGUAGAAAAAUGAGUGAAAUAUGUGUGAAACUGAGGCAGCCACCCAGCUUUGUGGCAAAUGAAGGUAAUGGUCCUGAUGCCUCUCUAGAUGAACAGCUGAUGGAAAUCCUGGGAUAUGAUUUGACUGUGGCAAAACUAGGUUUCAUCCCACCUACAGAUGAAUGCUCCCUGUACCAUUCCUGCUGCUAUCACUUUCUUCUAGAGGUGCAGUGCCUUGCACUUUUCCAGAGCCCCUCACAAAUGCACCCAUCAUGGUCCCAUCAUCUCCUCAGUUCAUGUGGGAGCCAGCUCCCCUCUGCAAGACCCAUCUCCCAGGUGAAAUACACUACAUCAGUCAAAAGGACCACCCUGAAGGUAAACUUUGCUCUCCUGGGACACACUGGAGACUGCACAGCAUUGCACAAGCAGAGCCAUUGCCUGGUCCCCCAAAAGCACACAGUGACAAAAAGAGAAGCAAACAACAUGAAUGGCCUCUGCACUCAGCUUUUACGUAACUCCGGUCAUCUUCAAGUACCUUGAACCCCUUUUGAAUGUGACCUGCAAAGUCUUGGCUCAGAUGCCCUCCUUGGCUCAGAUACCCAGGCAUUGCCCCAGCAAGUGCCAGUGUCUUGUCUUUGCCAGGAAAAUCAGGGUCCCAUUCACCAGAGUUCUGUUACCACCACCCCAGUCUGGGGCUCGUGUUCUUCUCUCCUCUGCCCUGGGCAGCCUGGGAAGCCCUCCUGACCAUGCCUGUGGUCCACAUUCCUACUACUUACUGCUCUCUGUAAAAUGGGCUUCAGCUGACAAAUAUUUGCAGCCACUUGCACAGUCCAAGGAUAGAAGAAAUAGCCAGACUGGGGGAUUUAAGUUUAGGGUGCUUGUUGCAGAAUUCCUGUUCUUGAGCCUUACCUGCAGAAUCUCAAUCCAAGGGUGACUGUAACCUAAAUUAUCAAAACUUCAUUCUCAACCAUGUCUUUGUUGCUAAAUCCCAGAAACUGCUUUGUCUCGCCUAAAGUGCCCAGAUUUUUUCCAUGCUUGCUUCUAAAAUUCCUGAAUAAUCACUUCUGCUUUAGAACAAAUUGCUGCUGCUGUGACUGGUGAUGAAAAUAUUUGAAGGGGAUUGUUGAUUAGAUCCAUCUCUUGGAGGUAGAGUUUACUGUUUUAUGGAGAAAACAAUACAAGAAGAAAAUGAUACUUUGACCAUCACUAAAGGUUGAGGUUUAGUAUUUUAAAAAUAUUUCUAUGUUUAAAUGAUACGGCUAAAUUUAAUCUCUCCAUCCUAAAAACCACCUCCAAAUUUGGAUUUUCUUGGCUUGGUUAACAAGUCUUCUCCAAAAAAGUGCUUUGCAGCUUCACUCUCCUGCAAAUUCAGCAUUUGGUCACUUUCAAUACCAGUGUUUCCACUGCUAAGAGAUGUCAGGAAUUGAACACUGUGAAAUAUAUCUGCUGUCAGAGGCCUUCUCAAAGCUUCACUUCAGAAAAUGAGGUAGCAUCCAUUUCAGCCCUGUGCUGCUCUCGAAGGCAGUAAUGUCCUCCUCAUCAUCUUCAUUGCUGGAAAUGGAGAUCUUCCAGUAUAUUGAUGCACAUCAAAGUGAUUUUAUCAAGGAUCUGAAGGAAUGGGUGGCUGUGGAAAGUGAUUCUGUUCAGCCACAUCUGAGAAAAGAAGUAAUGCGAAUGAUGGCACUGGCAGCAGACAGACUUGCAGCACUGGGAGCCACUGUUAAUUUAGUAAACUUGGGGUCACAUCAGCUGCCUGAUGGCCAAGUCCUCCCACUGCCUUCUGUGAUUCUUGGGGAGCUGGGGAAGGAUCCACAAAACCCCACGGUGUGUUUCUAUGGUCAUGUGGAUGUGCAGCCGGCCAAGAAGGAAGAUGGAUGGAACACUGACCCCUACACACUGACUGAAAUAGAUGGAAACCUCUAUGGGCGUGGAGCAACAGACAAUAAGGGACCUGUCCUAGCUUGGAUAAAUGCAGUGGAAACAUUUAGAGCCUUGAAAUUUGCUAUGCCAGUGAACUUCAAGUUUGUAAUUGAAGGCAUGGAAGAAGCAGGAUCCUUGGGGCUAGAGAAGCUACUUGAGGAAGAAAACCAGAGGUUCUUCUCUGAUGUUGAUUAUAUUGUAAUUUCAGACAACCUGUGGCUCAGCAACAAAAAGCCUGCUCUUACCUAUGGGAGUCGGGGAAACGCCUGCUUCUUUGUGGAGGUUGAAUGUGGCAGCAAGGACCUUCACUCUGGAACUUUUGGAGGCAUCAUUCACGAGCCGCUGCUGGAUCUGAUAGCUCUGCUGGACAGCCUUGUGGAUUCCACAGGCCAUAUUCAGAUCCCUGGAAUCUAUGACAGUGUUGCUGCCCUGACGGAGGAAGAAAGGAAAUUAUAUGAAUCAAUUGAAUUUGAACUAGAGGAACAUAGAAAAAACUGUGGUGUGAAAAAAUUCCUUUAUGACACCAAGGAAGAAAUACUUCUACACCUGUGGCGUUACCCCUCUCUCUCUAUUCAUGGGAUUGAAGGAGCUUUCCAUGAGCAAGGCAUUAAAACAGUCAUUCCAGCAAAAGUAAUUGGCAAAUUCUCAAUCCGUCAGGUCCCCCACAUGGACCUUUCAGUUGUGAAAAAACAGGUGGUGAAACACUUGGAGGGUGUCUUUUCCAAGAGGAACAGUCCAAACAAACUGAAAGUGUCCAUGCCUCUGGGUGCAAAGCCCUGGCUUGCAGAUGUUAAUGAUCUACUAUAUAAAGCAGCAAGACGGGCAAUAAAAACAGUUUUUGGAGAAGACCCAGAUUUCAUUCGUGAUGGCUCAACGAUUCCUGUUGCCAGAAUGUUUCAGACUGUAACACAGAAAAGUGUGAUGAUGCUUCCCAUUGGAGCAGCUGAUGAUGGGGAGCAUUCCCAGAAUGAGAAAAUAAGCAGACACAACUAUAUUGAAGGAACCAAAUUGUUUGCAGCUUUUUUCCUGGAGAUAUCAAAGCUACAUCGGAACUUACAUGAAACUUCCCACACAGAGGCUAUCAACUGACAGAUCAUAUAAAAAAAAUCAACAAAGUUCUUCCUUAAGCUUUCUAACUUUUAUAAAACAUGUAAAUCACAUAUUCAAUGGCUGUGAAUUGGUGGGGGAAAAAAAAAUAAAAUGUUGUGCUAUUUCUUGGCAUACUACUAAA